CUGGAAAAGGUUUGUACUUUCAAUUUCUUGAGCACUGUUGUCACGCUUAGUUGGCAUCGCCAUUAAUUAAGCUGUAAACACUUCGAAUUCUCCGUCUUCUUUGGAGCCAGACGAGUGUCUCCUAAUCUAUCUAAAACGUACCCACCUUUUUAAAAAGCUUUUACUUUGCAAAUGACACUUUCGAUUCCCAAUUUCUUUGAGCAGUUUACAACUCAAAACGUCUACUUUAUCUUUCAAGAGCUCUCUAAUGGCUAUUCUUUCUCCAACUUCCUCUGUUUCAAAGGAACCCUUUUCCUGCUCACCUCCUCUUCGAGCGGGAAAUUCCAAAACUUUAUCGAUCACAGCACAUAAGAUCUUUAGUUCUAAUGGGAAAUUAGGUGGAAUUCAGCAAACCCACUUGAGAUUGUGGACUGCUUCAAAUGAUUCAGAUCUGAAGUUGAAGGCUUCAAGGGACUCUCCAGCAAUGACCACUGAACUUAAAAGUGACAAAUUGGAGAGGCCUGCAGUAACUAAAAAAGAUUCUGAUUUAUUUGAUGAGUUGAAACAGCGUUUUAUAAGUUUUAAAAAGCAUAAAUACAUGCAAAACAUUGAACAUUUUGAAAACCUUGCCAAGAGUCAAGCACCAAAGUUUAUGGUAAUUGCUUGUGCAGACUCCAGGGUUUGCCCAUCGAACAUACUGGGAUUCCAACCAGGAGAAGCAUUUGUGGUUAGAAAUGUUGCAAAUAUGGUGCCUUCAUAUGAGAGUGGACCAUCAGAAACAAAUGCUGCACUUGAAUUUGCUGUAAAUUCUCUUAAAGUUGAAAACAUUUUAGUUAUUGGCCACAGCUGCUGUGGAGGGAUUCGUGCCCUAAUGAGUAUGCAUGAUGAUGUAGAAACAAGUAGCUUUAUUGGAAGUUGGGUGUCUGUUGGGAUGAAUGCAAGGUUGAUAACCAAGGCUGCUGUUUCUAAUCUCAGCUUUGACCGGCAGUGCAGACACUGUGAGAAGGAAUCGGUCAACUGUUCAUUGGGGAAUCUCCUCACUUACCCAUGGAUAGAAGAAAAGGUGAGAAAUGGGGAACUCUCUAUUCAUGGUGGCUAUUAUGACUUUGUUGACUUUACAUUUGAGAAAUGGACGCUGGAUUACAAGGGAAGCAAGUUGAAGGAGCAGAAUGGCAAAAUUGCAGUGAAAAACCAGACAUUUUGGUGCUAAAUCCUGCCUUGCUUUGUUUGUUGUAUUAUUAUGUUUUUAAACUUCUGAUUUGUGUUUUAUGUAUAGAAAUAUCAAAACACCUGUCUACUAAUGUUAUUCACUCGAAUCAAGUGAAUAACUACCUUAUCAUUUGUGUGUUGUAAUUGUAUGUUUCAUGUUCUGUUGAACUUCCACGUUAUUGUAAAACUCUUACCUUCAAAUAAAAUAAUUUGCAGUUACAGUUUCUGGCA
Jatropha curcas is the source of this 1419-nucleotide messenger RNA. RefSeq names its product beta carbonic anhydrase 5 (gene BCA5). Gene Ontology annotation, biological process: carbon utilization. NCBI's taxonomy places the organism in Eukaryota, Viridiplantae, Streptophyta, Magnoliopsida, Malpighiales, Euphorbiaceae. Gene Ontology annotation, molecular function: carbonate dehydratase activity; zinc ion binding. The record is from RefSeq and is a predicted model, not a curated record.